This is a messenger RNA of Castor canadensis (American beaver), 4559 nucleotides long. It is a transcript of the gene Vps54, whose product is annotated as VPS54 subunit of GARP complex. The record is from RefSeq and is a predicted model, not a curated record. Lineage: Eukaryota; Metazoa; Chordata; Mammalia; Rodentia; Castoridae. Gene Ontology annotation, biological process: Golgi to vacuole transport; retrograde transport, endosome to Golgi. Gene Ontology annotation, cellular component: GARP complex. Gene Ontology annotation, molecular function: syntaxin binding.
GGCGGCGGCUCCCCUGGAGGCCGGGGAUGUGGGAGAGGCGGUGGCAGCAGCGGCGGAGGCGGCGCUGCGGACCCGGGGGAAACUGCUGGCUGACAGGACGCCCGGGAGAGACGUGAGGGAGCCGCCGCUGCCGCCUCGUACUCCCGAGCGGAGCCGGGCUCCCCAGGGCGGCCCUGCGCUCCCGGGCCGACGGGCCAGCCGGCGCGGCGCGGACGCGGGCAGCCGGGCUCGGGCCUGGGCUCGGCCCCGCCGCGGAGCAGCAGCCUCGGCGCGCCGGCGAAGGCUGGAGGCGGCGGCCAUGCACUAGGCCCCGUGUGGGACGGCCGCCCGGGACCCGCAGUUGAGUGGUGAUUUUAUGCAAUGGCUUCAAGCCACAGUUCUUCACCAGUGCCUCAAGGAAGCAGCAGUGAUGUUUUCUUUAAAAAAGAGGUAGAUCCAGCAAAACACACUCGACCUGUGCAGUCACUGCCAGAUGUGUGUCCCAAGGAACCCACAGGUGAUUCAAAUAGUUUAUGUGUUGCCCCAUCUCUAGUUACAGAUCAACAUAGAUGGACUGUAUAUCAUUCCAAAGUAAAUCUCCCAGCAGCAUUAAAUGAUCCUAGAUUAGCAAAAAGAGAAUCUGACUUCUUCACAAAAACAUGGGGAUUAGACUUUGUGGACACCGAAGUCAUACCUUCAUUCUACCUCCCACAGAUCAACAAGGAACAUUUUACAGCAUAUCAACAGGAAAUCUCUCAGAGAGAGAAGAUUCAUGAGAGAUGCAAGAAUAUUUGUCCUCCUAAGGAUACAUUUGACAGGACUCUUUUACAUACUCAUGAUAAAUCCAGGACAGAUCUGGAGCAAGUACCUAAGAUUUUUAUGAAACCAGAUUUUGCCUUGGACGAUUCCUUAACUUUCAAUUCAGUUUUACCAUGGUCUCAUUUUAAUACUGCUGGUGGAAAAGGAAAUCGUGAUGCAGCUUCCUCAAAGUUGCUUCAAGAAAAGCUGAGCCACUAUUUGGAUAUUGUGGAAGUAAACAUUGCUCACCAGAUCUCUCUACGUUCAGAAGCAUUUUUUCAUGCAAUGACCUCUCAACAUGAAUUGCAGGACUACCUCAAGAAAACUUCCCAGGCUGUAAAAAUGCUUCGUGAUAAAAUUGCACAGAUUGAUAAAGUAAUGUGUGAAGGAUCACUACAUAUUUUAAGACUGGGACUUACCAGAAAUAAUUGUGUUAAAGUAUACAAUAAACUGAAGUUAAUGGCCACUGUACACCAAACUCAGCCUACAGUACAGGUGUUAUUAUCUACUUCUGAAUUUGUUGGAGCAUUGGAUUUAAUAGCAACAACGCAAGAGGUUCUACAGCAGGAACUGCAGGGCAUUCACAGUUUCCGGCACUUGGGAUCACAGCUUUGCGAAUUAGAAAAACUGAUAGAUAAAAUGAUGAUUGCAGAAUUUUCUACUUAUUCCCACAGUGACUUAAAUAGACCACUGGAAGAUGAUUGUCAAGUUUUAGAAGAGGAAAGACUAGUAUCUCUUGUAUUUGGACUUUUAAAACAAAGAAAACUUAAUUUUUUAGAAAUCUAUGGUGAAGAAAUGAUUAUUACAGCAAAGAAUAUCAUUAAACAGUGUGUGAUUAAUAAAGUUUUACAAAUAGAAGAAAUAGACACAGAUGUUGUUGUAAAGCUUGCAGAUCAGAUGAGAAUGUUGAAUUUUCCCCAGUGGUUUGAUCUGUUAAAGGAUAUUUUCUCUAAGUUUACAGUUUUCCUACAGAGAGUUAAGGCAACAUUCAGUAUCAUUCACAGUGUUGUUCUCUCAGUUCUUGACAAAAACCAAAGGACUAGAGAAUUGGAGGAGAUUUCACAGCAGAAGAAUACAGCAAAAGACAAUUCAUUGGACACAGAGGUGGCUUAUUUAACCCAUGAAGGCAUGUUUAUAAGUGAUGCAUUCAGUGAAGGCGAAUUAGCACCUUUAGCAGUUGACACUACCUCUCAAAGAAAUGCAUCUCCAAACAGUGAACCCUGCAGCAGUGAUUCAGUAUCUGAACCUGAAUGUACUACUGAUUCUUCAUCCAGCAAAGAGCACACAUCAUCAUCUGCUACUCCAGGGGGUGUAGAUAUUAUUGUCAGUGAAGACAUGAGAUUAACCGACUUAGAGCUAGGAAAGCUGGCAAAUAAUAUCCAGGAAUUAUUGUACAGUGCCUCAGAUAUGUGCCACGAUCGAGCCGUCAAAUUUCUCAUGUCAAGAGCAAAGGAUGGUUUUCUUGAGAAGCUAAAUUCCACGGAAUUCAUAACACUUUCUAGAUUAAUGGAAACAUUCAUUGUAGACACUGAAAAGAUCUGUGGAAGAAGAAGCAUGUCAUUACUUGGAGCACUUCAGAGUCAAGCUAAUAAAUUUGUAAAUAGGUUUCAUGAAGAGAGAAAAACCAAACUCAGCCUUCUCUUAGAUAAUGAGCGCUGGAAGCAAGCUGAUGUUCCUGCAGAAUUUCAAGAUCUUGUUGACUCAAUAUCAGAUGGAAAAAUUGCUUUACCUGAAAAAAAAUCAGGGGCUACAGAAGAAAGGAAACCAGCUGAAGUUCUCAUUGUCGAGGGACAACAGUAUGCUGUUGUUGGAACUGUAUUGCUGUUAAUAAGAAUAAUCCUUGAAUAUUGCCAGUGUGUGGAUAACAUCCCAUCUGUUACUACUGACAUGCUUACUCGUCUGUCAGAUUUAUUGAAGUACUUCAAUUCCAGAAGUUGUCAGUUAGUUCUUGGAGCUGGUGCACUGCAAGUUGUUGGACUAAAAACAAUAACUACAAAAAAUUUGGCUCUUUCUUCACGAUGUUUGCAGUUAAUUGUGCACUACAUUCCUGUGAUCCGGGCUCACUUUGAAGCUCGGCUACUUCCUAAGCAAUACAGCAUGCUUAGGCAUUUCGAUCACAUCACUAAGGAUUACCAUGACCACAUAGCUGAAAUAUCAGCUAAGCUUGUAGCGAUAAUGGAUAGCUUAUUUGACAAGCUGUUAUCAAAGUAUGAGGUGAAAGCUCCCGUUCCUUCUGCCUGUUUCAGGAAUAUUUGUAAACAAAUGGCAAAAAUGCAUGAAGCUAUAUUUGAUCUUCUUCCAGAAGAACAAACACAGAUGUUAUUUUUAAGAAUUAAUGCAAGUUACAAACUCCACUUGAAAAAGCAGUUAUCUCACUUAAAUGUGAUAAAUGAUGGAGGACCUCAAAAUGGGUUGGUCACAGCAGAUGUAGCUUUUUACACUGGAAAUCUUCAAGCCUUGAAAGGCCUUAAAGAUUUGGACCUAAAUAUGGCUGAGAUCUGGGAACAGAAGAGAUGAUAACAUGCUGCAAACUGGGUAGUUAUCUGACCAUGGGAUGUGUGUUUCUGAAGAAAACUUGGAAGCCUGUGUUUUAAGAACUGACCCUGGAACCCAAAGUGAACUGAGGUGGGGGAAAGGGAAAAGGAAAUUAUCAGUGUUGGGAAAACUGGAUUCAGUGGGAUCUACAAAGAAUGCCAUUUUUGUACAUCCUUCAGUGAGGAGUAACUGAUCAGGUGUCUAUAUAACAUUUUUCAUUCUCUCUGGAAACAGACUCAGGUUUCUUUGGACCAAAUCCAAAAGAACACAUAGCUGUAACACAGCUGUAGUUGACUAGAAUGCUCUGUAUACUUUAUAUUUAAAAAUGCUUUGCAUUUCUUCCAGUGCAAUGAAAUUCAUACGGUGUCCCACCUUAUUUAAUGAUGGUACAAUUUAAAAUAUUAAAAUCUUAGUCAACCUCUGUAGAAAGUUUUCUCUAUGAAAGUAAAGCUGUUUGAAAAAUUAUUUUUUUACAGAUCUUUCUAUAAAAAAAUAAACAUCUUUUGAUUGCUUGGAUUUAGGAAUUCAAUUUUUGUUUUAGUGACCAAUGUUAAGUUUUAGGCUUUGUGUGUUGUAUAUUUAAUCUUUCUACUACCACCAUAUGUCAACUGGGUAAAGCCUCAAACAGUCUAAAUAUAUACAAGUAAUAAGAUAUUUGCAUUUAUGCAACUACUAAUUUAAUUACUUUUCAGAAGUGGUAUAUAAAAGGCUACAGUUUAAUAGCUGUAUUUUUAUAAAAGUAUCUAUGAAGGGUUUGGGUUUUUGGGUUUUUUCCUCCUUUUUAUUUCUAGCAGAGAUAAGAAUAUGUAUUCAUAUAAUAUGCCUACUUGUGAGUUCUCAUUUUUAACAUUUAGAUAACAUAUGAAGUAUGGCCCUCUUAGAUUCUUAAGUUACUUUCACUAUGUAUAUGAACAAUGACCAGGGAGAAACAGAACUUUUAAAAUGUAGGUUACUGUGUUGGGGCCAGAAAUACAAGGUGAUGAGUAAGUUAUUUAAAGAUUUUUAUAAUACCUACCUUCAAAAUUAGAUUCAGCAGCACUCUACAAAUUAAAGUGCCUGUGCCUCACCUCACACCAAGAAUCUUGCCUAACCCUGUCAGAGUGCCUAAUCUUGUGGUGAUUAUGUACAAUGAAAGUCUUAUUUUGUGCUCUUCAGUUUCAGAAAAGGAAAGCUUGUUUUCUUUCCUUUAUCAUUACAGAGGUAUGUCGUCAUUGGUUCUUCAACUGUCUGUCUAAAAUAAAGCUGUA